This is a messenger RNA of Cylas formicarius (sweet potato weevil), 1170 nucleotides long. RefSeq names its product dihydrodiol dehydrogenase 3-like. The transcript has 6 exons. Gene Ontology annotation, molecular function: aldose reductase (NADPH) activity. Gene Ontology annotation, cellular component: cytosol. Lineage: Eukaryota; Metazoa; Arthropoda; Insecta; Coleoptera; Brentidae. The record is from RefSeq and is a predicted model, not a curated record. Bases 38 to 1006 code for a protein of 322 amino acids.
UUUACUAUCGUAUUUAAUUUUCAAAUCAUCAGAAAUCAUGACCAGCGUUCCGACGUUGCCCCUCGGGGCUUACAAAAUACCUAUUAUUGGCAUUGGGACGCUAGCAGUAACGGACGAGCAGUUACUCCAAAAAACCCUGGACACUGCCUUGGAGGUCGGGUACAGACAUUUCGACACUGCGUAUUUGUACAGGAACGAGCACCUUGUCGGCAAAGUCCUCAACAAGUGGUUCACAUCUGGAAAGGUCAAAAGAGAAGAUAUCUUCAUCACGACAAAAUUGCCGUUCGACGGCAUCUAUCCGGAGGGAGUGGAGAAAUUCAUCAAGGAAUCGCUGGCCGCCCUUCAAUUGGACUACGUCGACCUGUACCUAGUUCAUUUCCCUAUUCGGAUAAAACCACUGAACGGCAAAGGGUGGGAACACGUCGAAGGCUUGCCUACGGAUCACGUAGCAGUUUGGCGGGAAAUGGAGAAACAGGUAAAGGCAGGUCGCGCGAGAGCCAUAGGAGUCUCCAACUUCAAUCGGAGACAAGUGGAGAGGCUCCUAAAGGAGGCGGAAAUUAAACCAGUCUGCAAUCAAAUCGAAUUGAAUGUAUAUUUACCGCAAACGCAAUUCGUAGAGUUCCUACAAGCAAACGGAAUCGUCGUGGUUUCGUAUUUUUCUUUAGGAAAUCCAGGACUGAAGGAGGAGAGAGUUAAAUCGGGAUUUUGGCCAGCCGGUGUACCUGACGUAUUGGCAGAUCCUACGAUAAAGCGUAUCGCCGAUAAACACAAAAAAACGCCGGCUCAGAUCCUGCUGAAAGCACUAGUUCAACGGAAAAUUGUAGUGAUUCCUAAAAGUGUCACUCCCCGUAGGAUAAAGGAAAACUUCGAGCUGUUCGAUUUUGAUCUGGACGCGGAAGACGUGGAUGCUAUAGCAGGAGUAGCCAUCGGCGAAAAAGCUAGAUUGGGCCGACUAAAGCAAUUGCAAGACCAUCCCGAAUAUCCUCACCCUGUUUUAGAUGACUAACCUGGGGCCUCAAUUUUUGUAAUAUGUCAAAUAAAAAAUGUCACCAAUCGGCCAUCUUUUUCGUCUUAUGCACCGCGUGCUGCAGGUCUCGUUUUAGUUAAUCACUGUCACCUUCAUUUCUCUAUUAAUAGACAUUCAAAAAAUUCAAUACUUCAAAAUUUCAA